This is a messenger RNA of Coprinopsis cinerea okayama7#130, 1065 nucleotides long. RefSeq lists its product as hypothetical. The record is from RefSeq and is a predicted model, not a curated record. Lineage: Eukaryota; Fungi; Basidiomycota; Agaricomycetes; Agaricales; Psathyrellaceae. The transcript is spliced from 5 exons. Gene Ontology annotation, cellular component: plasma membrane. The coding region runs from base 1 to 1065 and encodes 354 amino acids.
AUGUCGCAUCCAACACCGCUGCGAUCCUUCAUUGGAGGGCUGUCGUUGCCUGUCCCAGUACACGCACUCAUGUUGCUGAACGGAAAUGUCUUUGGAAUUUCUGGUUUCAUUCAUCGCGCAGCCAAGGGUAGCGUUGAGGCUGCUGCUGGUGUCGCCGGGCUUGUGCUAGGCGGCAUGAUGCUCGCCACUCUGGAUGGCGAAGCUCCCCCUGCUUUGGUCCCUCCAAUCUCCCAGGUCGCCCUGUCGGGCGUCCUCGUUGGCCUUGGUACAAAGCUCUCAAACGGCUGUACAUCUGGCCAUAUGAUCUGUGGCCUGUCGCGCUUCUCAGUGCGAUCCCUAGUGGCCACGCUGUCCUUCUUCACGACUGGCGUCAUAACCGCGCAACUGUUCCACAGGGACUUGCCCGCCGUCGGCUCAUUUGACUGGUCCCUGGGUCCAAACGGAACAAAGUAUCUCCUCGCCCAAGCUUUGCCCUUAGCGGCUUCUCUCUUGCUUUACGCAUUGAGGCGAAAUGAGACCACCAAGCACGUAAAUCCACCAGGCCAGACGGAGGAAUCUAGCCUCCUGGAAACCCCUUCCAAGGGACCUUCUGAGCAAGCACCACACUCGACAUGUCCUGAUACCGAGGCGAAUCCUCCAAACCGCCUCCUCCGUACCCUCGGCUUCUUCACUACCGCCAACCAUUUCGCCCUGGCGUUACACCUCUCCAACCUCACCGAUCCCCUUCGCGUGUUAUCCUUCCUCUUACUGCCCUUCCAUCGUGCUUUUGAUCCCUCCCUGGCCUUUUUGGCUGCUGGCGCCCUUCCUCUGAGCAUCGCCUUGUAUCGCUAUGCGAGAGGAAACGAAAAGCCCUGCUUGGGAGGUCAAUGGUCUGUUCCAAAAUCUACUACUAUUGAUUUGAAGCUCGUCGGUGGAGCGGCGAUCUUUGGAAUUGGCUGGGGCUUGGCUGGCAUCUGCCCUGGACCAGGUCUUGUCAACUUUGGCAGGGCGCUUGUUGGUGGCGCCAAUGCGUCACAGUUUGCGACUUGGUUGGCAUCUAUGGUCGUUGGUGGGCUUCUGGUGUAA